AUGCGGGAGCCGCCUGCGGAAUGGGAGUGGCGGUUGGGGACGCAGCCUUUGACUGAGAUCUGGGAUAUGGGCUAUAGAGAGUUGCGGGAUGUGCAGAUGCCAUUCAGAGCUGGUGAUGUGAAGGACUUUGUGAAGGAGCUCAAACGAACGGACCAUAAGAUUGAAAUGCGACAAAAGCGACUAGAUAUGAUGGCGAAAAAGCUUGCUGCAAAACCUGAUUCAGAGGAAGCAGCAAAGCCAGCGGAAGAUGUUGCGAUGCCACCGGUUGAGCCACCGCCAAAGCCAACCGAUGAGAUUCUUAUUGAGCUGGAAGAGAGUAAACACAGGACGGCAUGGGUUGCGCUGCGAGCAGCCCGUGAAGUGCAUUUGCAACAUUUUGGGAAGAUAGGAACGGGGGACAUUGAGUUGUUGUUGAAGGAGAUCGAGAAUGAGAGCGAGAACGGGAAGCAGGUGCCAGCCUCGUCUACCUCCACAGAUGCGGGCGAUGUCGGAUCUGGUAGUCCGAUGACCAACCCCCGGACCGAGCAUUUAAACAUUCUUUUCUCUCCUCUUACCACCACCAUGUCCAACCUCCCUAAAAUCCUAGUCACUGGAGGCUCUGGUUAUAUUGGCUCGCACGUAAUCUACACCUUGCAGCAAACCAGACGGUACAAGGUCAUUUCGCUCGACAACGGCCACAACUCGCACUCGAAUGCACUCGAUCGAGUUUCCGCGCUGUCUCGGAGUGAACUUCCUGAGAACGCGUCAGAGCAAGAAAUUGAAACGACGGUCAUCGAGAAUCAUUCUUGCGACCUGACUCGCCGCGAUGAAAUACGGGCGGUCUUUGAGAAGUACGGCAAGGGUGGGAUAUGGGGCGUUGUUCACAUUGCGGCAUAUAAAGCUGUCGGUGAAUCCGUCGAAAUCCCGCUCACCUACUACGAGAACAAUGUCGCUGCAACGCUCUACCUGCUUCAAGUGAUGAACGAGUUUGACUGCACCCGCAUAGUCUACUCUUCGUCUGCAACUGUCUACGGAAUACCACCCACCAUCCCAAUUCCUGAGUCGACGCGGCUCAAGGCUGACAGCCCAUAUGGAAAGACCAAGGUUGCGUGCGAGACGAUGAUUGACGAUCUGUGCCAUUCUGACUCGCGAUGGAGUGGUAUUUCCUUGAGAUACUUCAAUCCUGCGGGUGCCCAUCCGUCAGGGCAAAUUGGGGAGCACCCCAAGGGGCGCCCUGGAAACCUGCUCCCCCUUCUUGCCCAUAUGGCGGUUGGUCGAGUGGAUGCUACGACCCUGAAAGUGUUUGGCAAUGACUACCCCACUCCCGACGGUACCUGUGUGCGAGACUACCUCCACAUCCUCGAUCUCGCCUCAGGGCAUUUACUGGCCCUUGAAGCCCUAUCAGACGACAGCAAAGUGUUUGGAUCGUCUUCCACUGGUCGCUACAAGGGGUACAACCUCGGCCAAGGCCGCGGCAUCAGCGUGCUCCAGAUUAUCGAGGCCAUGCGCAAGGCCACAGGCUUUGACUAUCAAUACGAGAUAAUCGGUCGGCGCGCUGGAGACGUACCUGACCUCACUGCCGAUCCCACCCUUGCAGAGAAAGAGCUGGGGUUCAAGGCCGACCAAGAUCUCGCCGUUAUGUGCAAAGAUUUAUGGAAUUUCCAGUCCAAAAACCCGGAUGGCUACGGCAAGUUUGAGUAG
Mycena indigotica is the source of this 1680-nucleotide messenger RNA. Its product is annotated as UDP-glucose 4-epimerase. Lineage: Eukaryota; Fungi; Basidiomycota; Agaricomycetes; Agaricales; Mycenaceae. The transcript is spliced from 10 exons. Gene Ontology annotation, cellular component: cytosol. The record is from RefSeq and is a predicted model, not a curated record. Bases 1 to 1680 code for a protein of 559 amino acids. Gene Ontology annotation, biological process: beta-D-galactose catabolic process via UDP-galactose, Leloir pathway. Gene Ontology annotation, molecular function: UDP-glucose 4-epimerase activity.